Molecule: messenger RNA, 5164 nt
Organism: Triplophysa rosa
Lineage: Eukaryota; Metazoa; Chordata; Actinopteri; Cypriniformes; Nemacheilidae
Gene: ripor1
Product: RHO family interacting cell polarization regulator 1
Exons: 23
Coding region: 351-3761 (1136 amino acids)
Source: RefSeq, a predicted model, not a curated record
ACGCGGGCUGCCGGGGUGUGAAGUGGGCACGCUGGGGAUGGACGUCUUUUCAUUUGCAUGAGUUUUGUCCACACCCCUUGCGAGAUAACGACAGGACCAAGCCUACAGUCUUGCCUUCAGAGGGGGAAAGUGACACACGGCUCGCGUCUGCAUGCGGCGCGUUGAGGAGACAGUGUAAAUAUAUCAAGGAUAGUUUGCGCGACAUUGCGCGUUGUUUCGCGGGGAAAUCAUUUCCGUUCAUUUCCUUUGAAAGUAUCAACACGCCUGCGGAUUGACUCGGAUUUGGAUUUAAACAUCGAUGACACCAACCCCGGCGACAGACAUGGAGUCCCUCCAGAGCAGUGUCUACCAUGUCCCUGUCUGUGCGCCCUACCCGCAGGGUGCUCAACAGAUCCAUCACUAGGAGCAAGUCUUUCGCCGGAGUCAACUCCUACGAUAAGUCUUACAGGCCUCUCUCAGUAUUCAGCACCCCGGCGUGCGUGAGGAAGAAUCCCUCCAGAGGAAGCAGAAUGUUCACGCUGUCCACUAAAUCACCUCCUCCGAAGGUGCCUCAGCCCGAGAGGCUGGAUGAAGUAUAUGAGGCCCUCAAGAGAGGACUGCAAUCCUACCUGCAGGUCCAUCAGAUGGAGCUGGACAGUCUGAACAGACAAAUGAAGGAAUCCAGAAGAAACUCACGCUUGGGGUUUUUGUAUGAACUUGACAAGCAAGUAAAAGUGAUUGAGAGAUUUAUGAGACGGCUGGAGUUCCACCUCAGUAAGAUCGAUGAGCUGUAUGAGGCCUACUGUAUGCAACGCAGACUCCGAGACGGAGCCAAUAAGAUGGUGAAAGCUUACACGGCCUCUCCAGGCAGCAGAGAGGCUCGAGAGAGUCUGUCUGAAGCUAACAAGAGCUUUAAAGAGUACACCGAGAAUAUGUGCAUGUUGGAGAGUGAGUUGGAGAACCAGCUGGGGGAGUUUCAUGUCAAAAUGAAGGGGUUGGCGGGUUUUGCCCGGCUUUGUGCAGGAGAUCAGUAUGAGAUCUUUAUGAAGUAUGGCCGCCAGCGGUGGAAACUGCGGGGUCGGAUUGAGAUCAAUGGCAAGCAAGUGUGGGACAGUGAGGAGAUGGUCUUCCUCCCCCUCAUCACAGAGUUCCUGUCUAUAAAGGUGACAGAGCUGAAGAGUCUGGCCAAUCACGUGGUGGUGGGCAGUGUCUCGUGUGAGACUAAGGACCUGUUUGCUGCCAUGCCACAAACAGUGGCUGUGGAUAUCAAUGACCUGGGCACCAUCAAACUCAGUCUAGAAGUCUCCUGGAAUCCAUUUGACAAAGAUGACCAGUCAUCCUCGGCUAGCACAGUGAACAAGGCUCCUACUGUCAAUAAGCGCUUCUCUACGUACAACCAGAGUCCUCCAGACACACCUUCUCUACGAGAGCAGGCCUUCUACACGGCUCCGCAGAGCAUGAUGUCCAAACAACGCUGGUCCUUACUGGAUUUGUUCCGGGACACGCUGACAGAGAAACUGACUCCGAGCUGCUCCUGUAGCGACGUCACCUCGGUUCGCUUGGGGUGCUCUCUGCCUUCCAGCAAUAACAUGUUGAGGAGACAGGAAGAGAUGGAGAAUGGAACCGCAUGGUCAAACUCCUCAGAAUCCUCAGACGAUUCCUCCAGUCCUCAGAUGUCCGUCGGAAUGCGGCAUGCACAUAAAAAUUUAGUUCAGCCUGAGGUACAGACCGCUCCUCCCGCCAUCGAAAUCUCCUUUGCCCCCCGUGAAUCAGCAACCUCCACUCCCACCCGCCUGGCCAAUCAGAAGGAGGAGGAUGAGGAGGAGGAUGAAGAGGAUCUUAAGAAACCAGAAGCUACAAUAAUAGCUGCCACCAUUGCUCCAGUGAAACAGGAAGUGCCCAAUGGCCAUCCCCGGUAUUCUCGCUCUCUCAGUCACAUCAGUGAGAACAGUGUGGAUGGUGUUAUAAUAGACAGAUUGUCUGGAGAAUCCUUGGAGACCACAGAGAUGACCUCGAUAGUCCCCUCGGUAUCAAAAAGUGACGACGCCAUGGACGUUCCACACAGGGCAGAACUAUGUUUUGUUGUACCAGAGACUCGUGAGCCAUCCUGCACCGCUGAACUACAGAACUGUACAGAAAGUAGCUCAGGCAAAGAGCAGCAAGACCUUCCGGCAGAAACCACGACCUGUGGCUCAACUGCAUCUGAAAAAUCAAACGCAGAGCCCAGGUCUAGACCCAGCUCUGUCUCUUAUACAUGUGGCGUAAAAGACUCUUCCCCUUGUGCUUUGUCACGGCAGGUGGACACUGAAGCUAGCAGGACUGAUUCUUUGGCACAGAACCAUGAGCCGUGCCUUGCAAAGACAGAAAAUAACAAUCUGAUAGUUGAGAAGUCUUCUUCUUCAUCAGACAAUAGACCCACAGACAGUUUGGAAGUCCGGUCGUCAGAAAGCUGUCUGGAGGAAGCCCUUAGUGCUGUUAUGUCCUCCCUCGACGAUUACAGAGGCCAGUUCCCAGAACUGCAGGUCCUAGAACAAGAACUGAAACUAUUGGAAAAGGCGCUUACAGUACAAAAUCGCAGUCGUUCAUCCAGCGUCAGUUUGACAGUCGAGACAGCGCUUGGAAGCUUCGACUUCCUUAAUACAUCAGACCUGGAUGAAGAGGAAGAGGAGGAUGGUGAGAGACUGAGUGUGACAGACAGCGCUGAGGAGCGUCCCACAGCUGUGGAGAGCGCAGGGGAGGAUGAGGGCUGCGAGGCGCCAAGUUGGGACACUCCCUCUACUCCUCUGAGCACAGGCUGCCCGGCUCUAGAUCACACCCUGCUGGUUCAUCUGAAGAACUGCAGCUCACAGAUGCUGAGGUUAGGCACGUUCGGGCCUCUGCGCUGUGGGGAGAUGUACGCUCUUGAUCAUCUUCUCAGGGAAGCACGGGUCCUUGAGCUCAUACGAUGGGUUGUUAAGGACUCAAAAAGCGGGUACAGCCAACCAGAGGAGAUUCUUCCUCAGUUAGAUCAAUGUCAAGGGGCUGUGUUGCUAUGGCGGCAGUGCACGGAUGGCUGCAGUGUAUACAGCACAUCCACAGAGACCUUUAUACAGGCACUCAGCAAAACUUACGCCAGCAAACUGCCAGAGAGAGGAGCUGGCUUUUCAGAUACAGUAUUUCUACGUCUGGUGGAGCGAAUCCUAGAGAGGAAGUUGCCCAAGCGUGGAGGAGGUGUGGCCAGAGAGACCAUCACACUCUUUCAGUUCUGGAGCUACCUGGAAGCGGAGGGAGUGAAUGACCUGGACACACACAUUCCGGAGCUUGCUGAAGAAGUGUGGCUUGUUCAAUGCCUGCAGUUUGGAGAUCAGGAUGUUCUGGUGAAGUCCUUGAAGAAGCCUCCAGAAUGCAGUCUGAAGAGGGAGGGCCUGCGAGCAGUCAGUCUGCUGCUGAGAGACCCGAGGGGAAAGGUGUGCAGUGCAGCCAGCUCCUUGCUGCGGAGUCUAGCUGACCAAACCCGUCACAGGGAGAGGGCGCUGGUGAGCUGUUUAGAGCUCUUGGAAGAUGAGAGCGCAGAGACGCGACUGUGUGGAUGUAAAGCACUUGCAUGUCUGAAGGCCAAAGAGAGCAUUGAGCAGCUGGUGUAUCUGUGCAGGACAGAUAAGGAGGAUGUGAGAGAUGCUGCCAAGCAAGCUCUGCUUGUGCUAGGUGAUGAGGGGAAAAUUGCCCAUCGACACAUUGAGUCGUCCCAAGAUGGAAUGUCCCGCCUUUUUACACCUGGCAGUAUGGCCAGUACAGCUUUCUAACACAAUCAACAGCGAGACUCUUGCGUCUCAGUAUACUCACUGUCAUGACCAUGCCAAUUACAAACUAUUUAAUGCACACUUAAAAACUAUCAAGAGUACAAAUAUUUACUGUACAAGUGCAGUUAUAGAUGACAAAUCAGUGAUCACACUCUCAAGGAGAGUGUCACCAGUGUCAAGACAUGGACGGAUACAAUCAGUAAACAAGAGGAUUUGUAUGGCACGUUUGUUAUUAUUUUUAGGACGACCUAAGAUGAACUACUGUAAAGUGAUAUAGUAAGAUGCAUACACUCUUAAAAGAAAAGGUUCAAUAUAGAACCCCAAAGAACCCUUUUUUCUAAGAGUGCAGUGAGUGUGGGGUGGGAAUGGGUUUGUAAAGAAUGUUUUGCUGCCUUAUUAUUUGGCCCAAUGGUGUUGCCUUCAUGAAAGUUUGGUCCUGAUCAGCAAUACAAAUGGUGUCCGUAUUGACAGAGAUGGAAAAUUAAAGUGAUAUUUUCACUUUAUUGACACAAGCAGACAGAACCUGAUUGAUCACUUUGUAAAGAGUGCUUAUGAGUGUGUACAUAUUGUUUGGAGAAUGUAUGUUGGUAGUUGGGGGGUCACACCUCAGAACAUAGGAUGGAGAUUUUGGAAAGCAUUUCCUUAAUCCCAACAUAUCAUAGGGACCUUGUUGCCAUUUAAAGUGUAACAGUGCCAUCAUUCCAUGUCAUGCUUUAUUGGUGCAAAUUAUAUAUCUAUAUUCCAUUGGAAGUGUAAAUGUUUUGUGUUUAAGUUUAAAUGUUAAAGUACUCAAUAGCAAAAGCAUCUGUUUUGAAUCACAAUGCAGUUCCUUUGAUCUAAGCCACUGGUAAUCUCUGCUGUAAAAGUGGUGACUUUUUCUUUUUUUUAUUAUUUCUGAAAAAUGUCACCAUUAUUAGGAAUGAAAGAUGUACGAUUAUGAAGUUUUGCCUUUUUUUCAGUAGUUUCAGACAAAUUCUCCAUGCUCGUGAUAUUUUGCCAUGCUUAACUCAGAGCAUUUCCACAGUGCUGCUAGACAGUAAGGUUCUGGGUUGGAACCAGAGUUGGUUCAUUUUUACAUAACACAAUUUUUAGCUUUUUUCCAGAUUUACAUGACAAAGAACGCCUCUUCAGUGUAUAAGUGCCUCAAUUUAGUAUGGGGAGCAAGAGUGAGAUAGAUAUUAUUUAAAACUCAAGACUGUGGUUUAGGAUUACAAACUGCAGAACAGAUUUAAAUAUAUUUUCAUUAUUAUCUACGGAUUGUGCAGCAUUAAAGAUGUGAGUUACUUUUUAUUUCUCUAAAUAUGUAUAUUGUCUGACGAGGAUUAUUGCUGACAUCAACUGUAAAGGAACUAUAUUAAAUGAUGAACACUAAAACGUGGCUGUUGUUUUAUUGACAUUUAGUUCUG